ACAUGCUGUCGUUAGUAGAAAAAAAAAAACUGCUGGACAGGUCGAGCAGGUGAGGAAGAGGUGUCAUAUUACAUUGUUAACUUUGUCUUCACAGACCCGACUCAGAGAGACUCAAAUAAAACGCACGGACUUCAUCAUAACAACGUUGGAAUUGUGAAUCUUCAACAAACCGUGAAGGUAAAGUGAAAUCAUGCCACCCAAAUAUGAGGGCUUAUCCCACUGUAAGCUGGCUCUGGUGUUUGCUGUGCUGAUGGACUUGCUGGGUGUGAUAUCCCUGUUGAUGGGGGUCUUUGCUCCACUGGAGAUCGAAGGCAGAGACUUUGGGGAUCUUCUGGUGUACACGGGGGCCCUGCUGGUGCUCAUGUCCCUGGCAGGCUGGGUCCUGUGGUACAGUGGCAACAUCGAAGGCCUGACCUCCAAAAGGGAGUUGGGGGGAGCUGUGGGUGGAGCUGUGGACCGUCUUGCUCGCUCCUUGAGCCGCAGGAUACGGAUCCCCAGGACUCACAGCAGCCCAACAUAGUGGUGGAGCUCAAAUAAUUCUCCACAGACUUGGAGCCUUGAAGGACUGACUUUAACCUGGUGGCAGGGAAAAUGCCUGAAUCAAAGGACUAUCGUGGCUGUUUGAUGUUCUCUUCAGAAACACUUCAGGUGUGAAGUGAACACACGCCUGGUUCACAUGAACAUUUCCCUGUCAGUUGUGUUUUUGUAAGACACUGAAUGUGUAUUCUGUCUUUGUAAAAAGGUGCAUGUGGACUACUCAGGAUUGUAAUUUUGGCACAGCAAUAGUUUCAAGUGUUUGAGGAUUAAAGUGAUUAAUCUGGG
This is a messenger RNA of Labrus bergylta (ballan wrasse), 822 nucleotides long. NCBI's taxonomy places the organism in Eukaryota, Metazoa, Chordata, Actinopteri, Labriformes, Labridae. The record is from RefSeq and is a predicted model, not a curated record.